AGAGCGGGGCGCAUGCGCAGAACAGUGGUACGGGCGGAUGUGGUUGUUGUCGAAACGGCCGGGAGCACGUGAAGAGGGCAACGUCAUCAUAAACACUCGUAGCUAAGAUGGCGGCCCCUGCGGGCGGAAAGGUUGUAUAUGAACAAGAAGGCAUUUUUAUUCAUUCCUCCAGUGGAAACAAUGAUGAUCAGGAUUCUUUACUAUCUGGAAUACUCCGAGUCAUUGAAAAGGAUACUGAAGUGGUAGUAGAAUGGCGGCCAGUGGAUGAGUCGUUAGACUCUUCUAAUAUUCUGUAUGCAAGGAAGGAUUCCAGUUCAGUUGUUGAGUGGGUGCAGACUCCUAAAGAGAAGACUCUACGAGGGCCAGAGCAUAUGAACAGUUAUGAGGCAGAAUGGGAUAUGGUCAACACAGUCUCUUUCAAAAAGAAAGCACAUUCCAAUGGAGAUGCUACUGUUCGUACAAAUGGAGAGAACAAUUGGUCCUUCCUGUUCAGUUUGGCAGAUUUAAAAUCCAUUAAACAAAACAAAGAAGGAAUGGGAUGGUCUUACGUAGUGUUCUGUUUAAAGGAUGAUGUUGUCCUUCCUGCUCUUCACUUCCAUCAUGGAGACAGCAGCACGUUCAUCCAGUUGCUUAAAAAAUAUCUGGUACUCUGUGAAUCUCCACAGGAUAAAAGGAUUCUUGUGAACUGUCAGAGUAUUCAACAGUCCUUUGAAAAUCUUCUGGAUGAACCAACAUACGGUCUAAUACAGAAACUGAAGAAGGACCCUUACACAGCAACCAUGGGAGGAUUCUCCAAAGUGACCCACUUUAUAUUUGAUAGUUUACGAGGAAGCGACUCGUCAUCUCAACAGAGGCCUGAAUCAGAAAUGGCAGACUUCAUUAGUGAUGCUAUUCCGGGACUGAAAAUAAAUCAGCAGGAAGAACCAGGAUUUGAAGUUAUUACACGAAUUGAUUUAGGAAAACGACCUGAAGUUCACAGAAGACAGCCAGUGUCAGUUGAAGAAUGGAUUAAGAACAUGGAUUCUGAAGGAAGAGUCUUAAAUGUUGACUCUAUGAAGCAAAUAAUAUUCAGAGGGGGACUUUGCCAUGCUUUGAGAAAGGAAGUGUGGAAAUUUCUUUUGGGCUAUUAUCCUUGGUAUAGUACCAAGGAAGAGAGAAUACUUAUACAGAAAAGAAAAAUAGAUGAAUAUUUCAGAAUGAAGCUUCAGUGGAAAUCUGUUAGUGAAGAACAAGAAAAAAGGAACUAUAGACUGCGAGACUACAGAAGCCUUAUUGAAAAAGAUGUAAACAGAACAGACCGAACAAACAAGUUUUACGAAGGCCAGGAUAAUCCAGGGUUGAUCUUGCUUCAUGACAUUUUGAUGACAUAUUGUAUGUAUGAUUUUGACUUGGGCUAUGUUCAGGGGAUGAGUGACUUACUUUCACCUAUUCUAUAUGUGAUGGAGAAUGAAGUGGAUGCUUUUUGGUGCUUUGCAUUGUACAUGGAGCAAAUGCACCAGAAUUUCGAAGAGCAAAUGCAAGGCAUGAAGACACAACUAAUUCAACUGAGUACAUUACUUCGCUUGCUAGACAGUGGAUUCUGCAGUUACUUGGAAUCUCAAGAUUCAGGUUAUCUUUAUUUUUGCUUCCGGUGGCUUCUAAUAAGAUUCAAAAGAGAAUUUAAUUUUCAAGGUAUUCUUCGUUUAUGGGAGGUGAUGUGGACAGACUUGCCUUGUCAGAACUUCCAUCUUCUUAUCUGUUGUGCUAUCCUGGAAUCUGAAAAACAACAAAUAAUGGAAAAACAUUAUGGUUUUAAUGAAAUACUGAAGCAUAUCAAUGAACUGUCUAUGAAAAUGGAUGUGGAAGAUGUGCUUUGCAAAGCAGAAGCCAUUUCUAUGCAGAUGAUGAAUUGCAAGGAGUUGCCUCAAGCGGUCUGUGAGGUUUUGGGAUUAGAAGACAGUGCUGUAACAACACCAGAUUCGGACACUGGGGAAGAUGAGACUGCUGAUAGAAUCACUUGCCCUUCAUCAGCAUAUCCAAAUAGCCACAUGCCUAUUACGACUGUCAAUGGGACAAACAAGCACAUUGAACAAAUGACCCACACAGUGCCGACAAACUGAUAGUUGUUUUGGGCGAAUUUUUGAUGAGACACUUAUCAGCUCUUUUUGUUUGUUUGUUUCAAGCACUUCGGGUGGAUAUUUAAGAUAUUGUGUUGAUUUAAGCUUUAAAGAUUUGGAAAGGAGAUUGUGUACUGUAAUACUCUUGAAUGAAAGCUUUACAACAUGAGCUAAUUAUUUUUGUAGUUUCUUCUACCAAAAUAGCCUUUGGGUUUCAGUAACAUUCCUUAAUACAUCUGUAGCCAACUGCAUAUUUUGUCUUCUCUUCAUGGAAAGGGGAAUCAGGUGAAGUGAAUGGCUUGGAAAUAAAUGCUUCUGUAUUGCUUUUACUUUGAAAAGUCUUGAGCACUGAUGGUUCUUGGAUAUCAUAAGAGUAGAAGAACUUCUUCUCUACUGCUUCCUUAUUGAAAAGAUGCUAAGAUGCUUUGUAAAUGAACGGCAUGUGUUCUUUCUGAAAUGUUUACAAAAACACUUUCCAAGUAUUGUGCUUGAAUGUAGAUUUGCAGUGAGGAUUUUUGCUUGUGCAGUUCCCUGAUCCUGAAUUUUGCAUAAUCCGGGAGUGAUUGAACUGUAUACUUUUGCAUUUUAACAUCUCUUCACUUAUACAUAUGUAUGUAUAAAUUAGACACAUAUUCAUACUUGUGAGUAUUAAAGGAUAAAUCUAUUUUUGACUAAA
Molecule: messenger RNA, 2772 nt
Organism: Sceloporus undulatus (fence lizard)
Lineage: Eukaryota; Metazoa; Chordata; Lepidosauria; Squamata; Phrynosomatidae
Gene: TBC1D15
Product: TBC1 domain family member 15
Exons: 17
Coding region: 108-2099 (663 amino acids)
Biological process (GO): activation of GTPase activity
Molecular function (GO): GTPase activator activity
Source: RefSeq, a predicted model, not a curated record